AUGAGCCAAGAAAAAAUUCAAAUACUUGAAAGUAAGUUGUCAGAAGAGAAAGAGAGAAGAAAGCAGUUGUCAUCUGAACUUAAUACUGUACAGAAGGCUGUGAAAGUUGAAAGUGAGGAAUUGCAAAAAUCAAAGUCAGAACUUGCAUGCCUUUAUAAUGAAAUUCAAAGUCUUCGAGGGGCGACAGAAGACAAAGAUCAUUUUUUAAUAGCAUAUGACCUACUACAAAGAGAGAACUCUGAAUUAGAAACAAAGGUCUUGAAGCUUUCACAAGAAUUUGAACAAUUAAAUCAUUUUACUGUAGGGGGGAAAGCGGCAGCUGCUAAUAUAAUUACAAGUGAAAAUAUCUGUAAGGAUCUUGUGCCUAAAGUACCAAUCUUGGAAGUAGAGAUUCAAAGCCCAAAGGAAGAGAGAGAGAAGCUCUGUCCCAAAUUAGGAGAAAAUAAGCAGAAGGAAAUUCCAGAGGAGUCAGUAAAGGAGGGCACUAUUCCAGGAAAAGGGCAGAAGGAAGAAUACUCACAACAGAACCAAGAUAUGAGAGAUGAAGAACAGCAGUUCCCCAUAGAACCUGAGGAAGUUGUGAGGCUUAGAGAAGCGCUGAGCCGUAUGAAUGAGAGCCUGUUCCAGUCUCAGAGCUCUGGGGAUAGUUCAGAUGACCUUAGCGCCCAGUAUUCGUCAUCUGGAGUAAAACUAAAAUAUCAACCACAAGAAGAACUACAACAGCUUCGUCAGAAUUUGCACCGACUCCAAAAUCUGUGCAACUCAGCUGAAAAGGAGCUUCGAUAUGAACGAGGAAAGAACUUGGACUUAAAGCAGCAUAAUGGUUUACUUCAAGAAGAAAGCAUUAAGAUAAAAAUUGAACUAAAGCAGGCCCAACAGAAGUUACUAGACAGUGCAAAGAUGUGCUCUUCUCUCACGGCAGAAUGGAAGCACUGUCAGCAGAAAAUCAAGGAACUGGAGCUGGAAGCACUUAAACAGGCUCAGAGCAUGAAGGCACAGGACAGCCUACAGGAGAAGCUGACUCAAGAGAAAUCUAAAGUUGCUGCUGCCGAGGAAAAGAUUUUGGAUCUGAAGCAGAAAUUAGAACAUGCUCAGAAGGUCUGUCUCACAGACACUUGUAUUUUGGGGAAGAAACAACUAGAGGAGAAAAUAAAAGAAGCAAUAGAAAAUGAAGCUAAAGCAAAGCAACAGUAUCAGGAAGAACAGCAGAAGAGGAAACUCCUAGAUCAGAAUUUAGAUGCUCUCCAAAGGCAAGUAAGGAUCUUACAGGAUAAAGAAAAUCAACUGGAAGUGACCAGUUCUCAGCAACAAUUCAGAAUUCAACAGCAAGAGACCCUACUUAGACAACUGGAAAAUGAAAAGAGAAAAUCUGAUGAGCAUCUCAAAAGCAACCAGGAAUUGUCAGAGAAACUGUAUGGCUUGCAGCAAGAAAAGGAUGCUCUACGUGAAGAAUAUGGGCAAUUUUUGAAGCAGCUUGAUGUCCACGUGAGAAACUAUAAUGAGAAACAUCACCACCAGAAAGCCAAGCUUCGCAAAGUCAAGGAUCUUUUAGUUCAUGAAGUACAUCUACGAGAUGAGAGAAUUAAGCAACUUGAAAAUGACACUGAAGCAUUGCAACAACAAAUGGAAAAGGAGAAGGCAUUCCAGGACCAGAUCACCACCCAAAACGAUAUCCUGCUCCUAGAAAAAAGGAAACUUCUAGAGCAACUCACAGAGCAAGAAGAACUAAUCCAUGGUAACAAAUGGAUAAUAUCUUCAGUGCAGAGCAGAGUACUCUUCCUGGAUAAAGAAAAUAAGCAAUUACAGGAAAACAGUCUGCGGCUCACUCAACAGGUUGGCCUCUUAGAGCGCAUUAUAAGGAGCAUCCAGAUUCGCAGAGGAGAGGAAACAACAGUUAGUGACAUCCCUGAAUUUGAAGUAUUGAAUAAGAUACUGCCUUUACCAAAUUCCAGUUUUUCAGGAACAGGUUUGCUAGAGUCUACUGGAAGUGUUCAAGAGAUUGAAGAUCAUAAGUCAGAAGAUGCAAUGGCAAACCCAAAGUCCCUUGAGUCUCUUUCGUGUUCACAGAGUUCAGAAAUUGGAUACAUAAACGUGGCUUCUUUGAAAAAGACACACCGAAACCAAGAACAACACCAAAAGUCAGAACUAUAA
This is a messenger RNA of Chrysochloris asiatica (Cape golden mole), 2151 nucleotides long. It is a transcript of the gene CCDC30, whose product is annotated as coiled-coil domain containing 30. Bases 1 to 2151 code for a protein of 716 amino acids. The record is from RefSeq and is a predicted model, not a curated record. Lineage: Eukaryota; Metazoa; Chordata; Mammalia; Afrosoricida; Chrysochloridae. The transcript is spliced from 14 exons.